CAAACCACGCGAUGUAAAUAUAGGAACCUCAACCCUCAAACACGUACCGGCCAAAACAGAGGAAACAGAGGAAAGAAAGCGGGCUGCAAUAGUAUGAGCUAAGUCUGUCUCUCGUCAACAACACUAAUACCCCUUCCUGCCAAUUCCUGGGUUCCUCAAUCCUCUGACCUUUUAAUCCUAGACGAACCACCUACAGAGCGUUGAGGUUCAAUUUGGUUUCGGGAGUUCUCUUCAGUACAGUGUGAACCAUGGCCACCAAAUCACACCCCCCCUUGAUGAAGAAGCACAGCCAGUCAGACCUAGUCAGCCGGCUGAAGACCAGGAAGAUCCUUGGGGUCGGAGGGGAGGACGACGAUGGAGAAGUGCACAGGUCUAAGAUCAGUCAGGUUCUGGGCAACGAGAUCAAAUUUUCAGGUCGGGAACCUUUGGGUCUCAGGGUCUGGUUGGUUGUUUCCGCAGUGAUGCUUACGGUCUUGGCUUUAAUGGCCCUCACAUUCCCUAUCCAGCUGUAUGAUGCCAUCUUCGAUGAGGAGCUCGUUGGCACCAAGAUGUCCAUUAGACUGUAUGGAGGGGCACUUCUCAGCAUCUCCCUAGUCAUAUGGAAUGCGCUCUAUACAACAGAGAAGGUGAUAAUCCGAUGGACACUGCUGACAGAAGCAUGCUAUUUCGGUAUACAAUUUUUAGUGACUGCCAUCACCCUGGUUGAGAACGGCACAGUGUCUAACAAGGCUCUUGUCCUGGUCUUCAGCCGAGUCAUGUUCGUCGGCAUCAGCCUCUGUUACUACUACCAGCUGGGGCGCAGGUCCAAGAAGAUCUGAACCCAGGAGAUGACCAGACCCAGAUUUACACUACCUUUUCCAUUUCAUCCUCAACACAGCAAACUUUGUCUAUACAAGCCAGGAAUAGACAGGUACAAUAACAUUAGUACAUGGGCAUUUUCAGCAAUAUUUGGUAACAUUUGUGGAGGUUAGUAUCAAAGCGGUACUGCAUGGUAAGUGAUGUUUGAAUGGCAACUUCAUUAUUACAGUCAAGGCUGGCUGGAAGAAGGGAAGGUUUAUUGUACAAAGACAUGAGGAUUGCCCACUUCGCCUGAUCUCCCCACUUUUGCAAGAAGUGGCAUUUUUCAGAAGGGUUGGAAGGCUGUUCAUAUGAGUAAAUGUGGAAUUUUUUUCAUGAACAUUGAGCAGCCUUUUUAUACAAUUUGGGAUUAAAUAAGGAAUAGCAUUUUAGUUUAAUAUCUAAUAUUUCAAAAUCUGCCACUUAUUGUAAACGAAAGUUACCAAAUAUAUGAUUGAACAUAAUGGUAGCAGGAUAUAAAUUUGUUUAUGCAGUAAAUACAGUAGAUUUAUUUAAAAUAGGAUUACCAUAUCCAACAUAUGUAUGUGGAUAUGUACUGUAUUUAAGUAAAAUAUCCAACUGCAAUUUGUAUCUGUGUGAAGCAACGUCAGCUGAUGUGGUGCUGCAGUAGUUCGGUGGCCACUUCUGUGCUUCUCAAACAUUAAAAGGUAGAAGAUACAGUACUGUUUUAGUUCUUCUUCUUCUUCUUCUUCUUUGUGUAAACCCGUUUAAAAUGUCGUGUUCAUUUUCUUGUGGCAUAUAUUCUUACAGCAUGGCAGAAAAUGAGCUCUGGUUUGGGGCCAAUUUCAGCUCAAAUGACCUUCCAGAACUUUAGUCUUCCUCAUUUGUGGGAUAUAAGUCUCAUAUAUUGUGCCUCUGGUAUCGACGCCUACAUGUGGGUUCAGAGAGAUUUAAAUAAAAGGGAUGUCAUUAUCAACAAGAGAGCAGCUAAAGCCGUGUAUAUAUUUGAAACAUACCAAGACGUUAUCACAGUUUGCAUUCUAAAAUUCUGCACCGCGUUGCAUACUGUGUAAUUCCAUUUACUGUAAAGCCAUACAUAUUUGCAAGCCUUUUAUUAUGCAUUUUUCACAUAUAGGGGAGAAAAAAAAUUCCACUUAAAAUACAUCAUUCGCAUAUUGCAACAGGUCGCCAACAUUUCUGGUGCAAAAUAGGUUUUAUGGGUGUGAUUCACCAAAUAUGUGGGUCGCAAAUAUUUAUGGCUUUACAGUAUUCUACCCACUCUACUGUGUCAGGAUCUGCUAACCCUUUUAGUGUUUUUACAAGAACUUCAAUCACUGCCUGAUAGUCAAUACGUAUCCUCCUCCACUUCAAACCAAAGGUAUUUGGAUUAUAAAAGAUUGCAAUUCUAUUUAGGGAAUGCAAUCGGGUUUACUUCCUGCUGAUUGGUUAAAAGCAUGUCGCAUUACCAUUUUGUAUUAAAAAUAAAUAAAAGUAGCUGUAUAUAUGUGUUUUAAUGUCAGAAUUUUGCCUUUUGGAUUACAAAUCCUGACUUUUGCCGGCUUGUAUCAUAUAGUUAAAUAAAAUGCUUUAACUAGAAAUUAUUAUCAGUGUCUUUGUGAGAUAAUGUGGGGUUAGUGUUGGCUCCACCCCACAAAGUGUUCCUUUACUGUUCCAUUGAAAGAAGUUGUAUGUUUAAGUUUUGCUGAGUCACAUAGGCAGCGUACACAUACAGUACUACAGACAUGAAGCUGGAGUUUGGAAUCAUAAUACAAAAGUUGAAAACAAGUGGUGCUGUAUAGAGAACAAGGAUAUUGAUGGUUCAUUUUAAUUGUUCAAUUCCAAAGGGGCAUCUGACAUUCGUGUUUUUUUUUUUCAAACUGAAUUCGUAGGGUGCAGAACUGGGAUUAUUGCAUUGUGGGGUUGAUUUAAAAUGGUUAGGGUUAGGGUUAGGGUUAACCGAGCAGCACUAACAGACAGAUCAAGAAACAAGCACAGCUACACAACCACAGAACCCCACUAAACCAUACAAAGCCCCACUACAGGAUUCAGUUAUAAGCCAACAGCAUGUUCAAAGGACGUUCAUUUUAUUCACACACAACUCCAUAUAUUGGCGAAGCAAGCAAAUCAGUCUUCACAAUCCAACACGGAAACAAACUCCAGACAAACUUGUCUUGCUCCACUUUAAAUCAACAUGUCGGCAAAUUUAAAAGAUGCAGUAAUCUCGGUUCUGCACCCCAUGAAUUCACUUUGAGAGAAAAAAAAGCCCUUUUAAAAAAUGCAUCACAUUAACUUGACUUGUUGUUCCGUUUUCCAGGAUUGAAUUUGCUGAAGUACAUUUAUCCUGCCACUAUGCUGUAGUUGCACUCACUGUGCAGCAGGUAUUGGGAUAUUAAACAAUAAACUGCCUUUACUUCACAUAGUUUAGACUUCAAGUGACGUUACAAUUACCACCAUCCCCAAUAUCCACCUUGUCUAUACUUUAACCUUUACUUCAUUUACUUGACUGUAUGGAAUGAUAUUUAAAUUCUAGAAUCUCUUUUUGUCUAUAUCACUGCCUUUGUGACCAAUCACAUCUUUUAGAUGCAUUUCAAAAUGCAAGUUCAUUAAUUGCACAGUUACCUUUACUAUUUACUUUACGCGGUUACCUUUUACUAUUUACUACAAGCACAUAUAUAUAUAUAUAUAUAUAUAUAUAUAUAUAUAUAUAUAUAUAUAUACUGUUCAGUUGAUUUUAGCCAGUUUCUUAUGAAAAUAAAAGAAUAUGGACCAGCUAUACUGCGAUUUUAAAACGUGAUUCAUUUGAUGGCGGUCUGAAAGCUCUUGGAUAUGUUUUUGUGUUUGUGGGCUGCUGGUAUUUAAAGGAAGAGGUUUCAUCUUCAUCAUAGUGUGUUUAGAUGAUAGUGUACAUGAGGCAGCAAUUGCGUUUUUAAUUCAAAUUCUUCAUGUGCAUUGAUGGGAAUGGUGUAUGUGGUAUUACUGUGUGGUUUUAAAGGACAGGAGGUGUAGUAAGUUGUAUGCUGGUGCAAGUAGCUUGAAGUUAAGUGGGCUAGACAGUAUAAAGGUCUCUCAAAUAGUUCAGUCUUUAGGCAAAUUUAGUGGAUGUCCUCUAUUUCCUGUAUUGAGCUAGUGUUGUUUUCCCCUAUGCUGUGUGACUUGCCCCCAGCCUGUAAAGAAAGGGGCAGAGGGACAUUUGUUUUAAAAGGUGGGGUUGUCUUUCAGAACUGCACAAGAGCUUUCAAUUGAUUUCACGUAAUCCCCCCCCCCCAUUAAUAAAGCAUAGUUCUGUUUUUUCUCUUUUUUUUUUAUAGAACAGGACACAUCAAAAAUAUAAAUGAAAAGAGUUUAAAAAACAUUAAGUCUUCAGGCAAUUUAGAUUUUGAGCAUCACCAUGGAAACCAUAGACAUUAAAACCGUUUCAGGGAACAAAAGAAAAUGAACAAAAGAAAACACAUUACAACAUUAAAAUAACGCACAGUAUUUGUAUGACACAGAAAAUAUGCACACUGGAAAAAUACUUUGACUAAAUGCUUGUUUGACUGAAUGUUCGUGUGCAGAUUUUGCACAAAUAAGACAGUUAUCCUUGCAGUGAAUUUGGUGAUUUUAAGUGGGACAUAUCUGGUAUAACAGUGGUAUUUUAUUAAUUCUGAAUAGGCUAUGUGUUAUUAAUAGUACUAUUGCUUCCGUGUCUUUCUUUCUUGUAUCAUUUUGGUAGCACAUGAGACUGACAUAUAUGGAUGCUGUUUGAAAUCAUGGUCAUGUUGAUAAAGGGCAGCAAGGCUGGAGUGGGCCUAGCCUCCCAGUGCUCAGCAUCAUAUCCAUCCAGUUCAGAUUUGAUGGCUACUAUUGGGUAGUGUCAUCAAUAUAUUGAGCUACACUUUUUUACAGUAAAUAAUGUAAUUAUAGUUGGUGGUUUGGCAGCCAAACUUGCAUGUUAGUUCAUAACAGAAUCCUGUGCUGGAACUCUUGAUGACUGUGGUAAUGUUUACCUGUGAUCCCUUUUAGUCCAGCAAUUACGCACAUGCAGAAUCUGUCUAGUAGAUGGAGACAGAGACAAACCCACGAGACGCAAUCAGAAAAAGAGGAUAGUCUAAAAGCAUGCAACCAAAAAAACACCACAACCCUUUUGGUUGGAAUACCGCGAAGAAUGAAACGAGAUGUACCCCAUCAUCCAGGAACUCAAACCUGUGCUUAAAGGAAUACAAGUCAGGUUUCAAUGGAAACCAACCCCAAAAUGUCAACACCAUCUCAUCAGACCACAACUCAACCCAUUACAAUCCACCGAAAAACAGACAGAACAGCAUUGAGGAUUUGAUCCAGCCCCAAACCCAAGUCAGGCAAAACAGACAACCAUUGACGUGCUUUCCAUGAACUAAUGGAAAAGAGCACAGGACAACGAUGAAACAACGUUCAAAACCAGCAAAGCAACCAAUGACAAUUACAUGUUUCAAAAAACACGAGAGAGAAUUGGAAUGAGCACCUUCCAUAGACAACACUGCGUCCACAGGGUUAACAUUAAUUACCAUAGCCAUCGAAAGUACAACCACAGGAUCUGUUGGUAAGAUUUGUACGUAAUAUGUAUGUAUUUAUUUAUUAUCUUUACAUGUUAGUCUGAACCACAGAGAGGUGGCAAGGAGAUACAAGUACAUUGGCACCAGUGUAAAAAUCCCUCAACAUUUACCAUAAUUCUGUGAGUGUAAUGCACACAUUGAAGCUGCAUUUCUGUAUGUUUUGCACAACGUGUGUAUAAUCAGAGUAUAGUAUUCAAUAUUGCAUACUAUCAUUUUCUUUCUAAGAUGGUACACAAGAGGUGCAUGUCAAUUGAAACGAUUCAUCGUUAGUCUUGUGCGUUAUACAUUAGAGUGUGUGUUAUAUUUAGAGAAUUACUGCAAGUAGGUUUAAAAAGCAUCAUACUGAGGUAGACAGCAGAGAUGUAGGACUAAACGCUGGACUGAAUUAGGUAGCAGCAGGUGCACAAGUCUGAUUUCACAGACUAUAUUGCAGUUCAGUGCCAAUUUGAGAGGAAAUAAAAUGGGAUAAUUAGUACAAAAAAUAUUUUGUGUCGACUUUAUGAAUAAUAUUCUUUUUAAAUGCUGUAACAAUCAAAUGUUUUACAUGAACAGUGAAUGGUUGUUUUAAAUAUGCAUUUUUGGUUUUUGAUGGCUUUGAAAUAAUUUUGGAAACUACAGAAGGAAUAUUGUGUUUGUAUUCUUAAAGAAAAAGUUAAAUAAAUUGUGUUUUUUCUG
This is a messenger RNA of Acipenser ruthenus (sterlet), 6041 nucleotides long. Its product is annotated as tumor protein p53-inducible protein 11-like. Lineage: Eukaryota; Metazoa; Chordata; Actinopteri; Acipenseriformes; Acipenseridae. The transcript has 9 exons. The record is from RefSeq and is a predicted model, not a curated record. The coding region runs from base 249 to 818 and encodes 189 amino acids.